Messenger RNA from Dicrocoelium dendriticum, 258 nucleotides. NCBI's taxonomy places the organism in Eukaryota, Metazoa, Platyhelminthes, Trematoda, Plagiorchiida, Dicrocoeliidae. The record is from the annotation of a GenBank genome assembly.
AUGUUUCAUUUUUUAGCGGACCUUAACGCGAUGCAUGCAGUUGAUGCAAGACUAUGUGUCCGGUUGUUGACGUUUAUGAUAUUCACUAACUGUGAACAAACGUUACCCACCUUUACAAUUGGUGGAUUUUUUAUCGUUUGGAGCAAUGUUGCCCCUUCCAAUCACUCUUUGCUCUCAUCUAAACUGCUGAACAUUUUGCCGCGGGAGACUGGACACUUUCUAACCAAUCCGAAUGAGCUCCCAUCUCUGCUACUAUAA